ACUACAGCCCCCAUAGUCCCUUGCAACUAUCCCCCAGCAUCCUCUGCAGCCCUAACCUCCCUGAAAUGGAGCAACCGAGACCUGCCACUUGGCGAAAUAGAUCUGGGCGCUGAGCGGGUGGCGCCUGGACGGCGGCUUGCAAAGCUUAGGAGCUGCUUGAGAUAUGACCAAUUUGGGGGUUCAGCCGCUUUGUAUGGAAAGUUAUGGCUCUCGCAGUGCUCAGCACUACCGGGCCUUGCCUGAUGGGAGGCUAGACUGCAUUCCAGAUGGACCUCAAAAUCGAGGAUUCCGUUCACUACGGGAGAUCUUCAUGUACAGAUUUAGCAGAGUGGGUGGAAGGACUGUUUGGUGAUAGUGGUUUGGGAAGAAGAUACUGGAGUGAUGGGAUGAAGGAUGCCUUGUUGGUCUUCCUACCCCAGGGUUAUCCUGAAAGUGUGAGUUCAGACUACCUGGCCUACCAGAUUUGGGACACAGUGCAGGCCUUUGCCAGUAGCAUCACAGGGACUCUGGCCACCCAGGCUGUGCUGAAAGGGGUGGGAGUCGGGGAUGAGGCGUCAACCGUCACGGCUGCCACUGUCACCUGGAUCCUGAAAGAUGGGACUGGGAUGCUGGGCCGAAUUCUCUUUGCCUGGAGUAAGGGGAGCAAACUGGACUGCGAUGCGAAGCAAUGGAGGCUCUUUGCUGAUGUCCUGAAUGACAUGGCCAUCUUAAUGGAGAUCCUGGCCCCAGCAUUCCCAGCAUGCUUCACUCUCAUUGUGUGCAUCAGUGGCUUUUUCAAGUGCAUUGUGGGAGUUGCUGGAGGGGCCACUCGGGCGGCCCUCACCAUGCACCAGGCCCGGCGGGACAACAUGGCCGAUGUUUCGGCCAAAGAUGGAAGCCAGGAGACCCUGGUGAACCUAGCUGGCCUCUUCUUCAGUCUUCUCCUCAUUCCUCUUGUAGCAGACAAUCUCCGCCUCACUUAUUCCCUCUACGGCCUCUUCACUGCCUUGCAUCUCUACGCCAAUUAUAGGGCGGUACGAUCUGUCUGCAUGGAGACCUUCAACCGUGCCCGGCUCCGCCUGGUCUUGAGGCAUUUUUUGCAGUGGGGUAAAGUGCUGGGCCCUGCUCUCGCCAACCCUCAGGAGCCUCUGGUGCCAGGGUUUCAGCAGGAGCUCAGGAUGAACCUUGGGACACCACUCCACACUGUGGCCUCCAGAGUUGCAGAUUUCCAGAAAGCCCUUGAAGGGAACGCCACAAAUCACUUAAUCUUCUUCAACCGAGCAGCAGGGACCGUCUCCAUUCUCCUACACCGACUGGCAGGCAGCGUGGAUGUAAUUAAAGCCUGCACUCACGCCUUCUUCCUGGAAGUCCUGCUGUACCAAGACGUGGCAACAUCUGCCUUGGAGGAAGAGUCUCUCCUGAAUCUGCAGCUUAGGCUUCGUGAAGAACCUGAGAAUAAGGACAGCACUGCAAUUUCUGAAACACAUCAGCUGUUGGACAAGAUAUUUCCCAAAUUCCUGGCAGGAUUGACAGCAGCAGGAUGGGUAACAGACCGGAACCUUCUGGGCCCUGAUGAGUGGCGCAUGGAUUGGACCGUCCCUGAAAAGAAAACCCUUUAACUCCAAGAGACGUUUAACACGACGACUUGCUAAAGCCUUGGAAAGAGUGGAUCUCAGUUGCUCCAGUGAUGCCAGAGGUGCUGUCUCUGCCUCACGUGGGGUUGUCAGAGUUUCUAAUGCCAAAAUGGAGGAGAGUGCAGGGCACCAGAUUUUUUGAGGGUGAGAGGGGAAACACAAAAACA
Molecule: messenger RNA, 1780 nt
Organism: Lacerta agilis (Sand lizard)
Lineage: Eukaryota; Metazoa; Chordata; Lepidosauria; Squamata; Lacertidae
Gene: RUSF1
Product: RUS family member 1
Exons: 16
Coding region: 267-1598 (443 amino acids)
Source: RefSeq, a predicted model, not a curated record